Sphenostylis stenocarpa is the source of this 405-nucleotide messenger RNA. Lineage: Eukaryota; Viridiplantae; Streptophyta; Magnoliopsida; Fabales; Fabaceae. The record is from the annotation of a GenBank genome assembly.
AUGACCUUUGCUUUCUCUGUGUUCGGCAAAAUUUUCAAAAUGGGUCUAAUACCUUCAAUCAUGGAUAACCUAUGCAAAGAUACACUUGUUGCUGAGGCUAAUGAUUUAUACUCUGAUAUGAUUUAUAAGGCUGAUAUGGUUGUCAAGGGAGAAGCCAUUGAUUUGUUUAAUCAAAUGGUGCUGAAAAACAUCAGCGCGGAUGUGUAUACCUUUAAUAUAUUGGUUGAUGCCUUCUGUAAAGAAGGAAAGGUGAAACAAGCUAAAGAUGUAUUGGAUGGUGAAAGCUGCUUUGGCCAUGAUGUCGGAAAUGAAAGGCAGUGGUUGCAACCUAAUGGUGUAACUUAUGAAGCAAUUAUUUAUAUGCAGGGCUUGUUAAUGAAUGCAGGGUCAAGUAUUGAAGGUUAG